AUGGCUGAGCAGGCCGCGGAACUCGAACAGUUCCGCCAGCAGUGGAAGGAAGAAGUCAGUGCUCGCGCUAGAAAACCAGAAAAGAAGCCUCUGUCAUCAGCACAACACAGACACAGAAGGACCAGCGAUGGCCGACCCGAGAGACCCGUCAACAAACCUCCGACUCGCCAUCCCGCGGCAGAUAUCAAACAGGACGACUCUGACCACUAUAGCGAUGCCGAUCAGGCUGGCGGUAGCAGUUCAGCCACGAUCCACCAGCGCAUGGAGACAUUGAAAAUCCAUAAUGUGGACGAUGACGAUUUUACCACGAAUGCCUCUUCCAAGAAAGAACCCAUCAGUGCGUUGGAACAUUUCGAGCGCGCUGUCGAAAAGGAGAGUCAGGGGAACUUGGGAGAUAGUCUCUCCCACUACCGCAAAGCGUACAAGCUCGAUUCAAAGGUCGAUCAGUCAUACAAGAACAAACACUUCCCUCAGACAGCCAAGUCAAAAGUGUCCAACCCAAAUCCCUCCAACGCCCCUGUCACAGUCCCCUCAACCGCCCACCACUCCCUCAAAGAACCCGACCCGUCUAAUAUAACUUUUUCUCAAUUGAUCGACUCCUUUGCACACGCUCAGAUCGAAGGUGCACCGCCCGUUAUUGAGGGAGAUCGUCCUCCCCCUUGCGUUAUCAAGAAGCUUCCCGCGGAGGUAUUGCUGGAGUUGCUCCGACACAUAGCAGUUCGCGAUCCGGCCAUUUAUGUUCGACUGUCUCUGGUCUGCAAGAAGUUGGCAUAUCAUGUCCUAAGCGACAACGCUAUUUGGAAACGUGUGGCCAUGGGCGCCGAAUUCGGCCUGGCCGGGCAGCGUUACGACUUCAACACCGAUUUACAAGGUCGUGAAAUCACCUUCCGUGCUCUGGAUGAAGACCUGGCAGAUGAAGACUUGCCGGGCCCCGUACGAGUGACGGACCUCCCAUUCCCUAAGGACACUAUCUGGCGCGAGGUUUUCCACAACUAUCCCCGCAUUCGCUUUACGGGUGUAUACAUCUCUACCGUCAACUACACUAGGCCGGGUGCUGCUUCUGUUACGGCGAGCACGUGGACCAACCCGGUGCACAUCGUGACAUAUUACAGGUACCUACGUUUUUUCCGUGACGGGACCUGCAUAUCUCUUCUCACAACCAACGAGCCCAUCGAAGUGGUUCACCACCUGACACCGGAGAACCUGACCUUUGUCCGUUCGGGGAAAAAGGAGGCCACACAUCCCCUGAACUUCACCUCCUCUGCACCCGCCCAGCUGAGAGAAUCCGGCUCCUCCAGCAUCGCAACGGGUGGCGGUGGAACCAGCACUGCAGCAGCACCACCUCCAUCGGCACGAGACGUCAUGAAACACGCUCUCCGCGGCCGCUGGCGCCUGUGCCACCCAAGUCUUGACAUUUCAGAAUCCAACAACACCACCACCACCACCAACCCGAACCACAGUCACGACCACGCAAGAAUCCCAUCAUCCAACCCCACGCCAACCAUGUCCCCAGGCGAUCUGCACAUCGAGACCGAAGGCGCCGGCCCCCGGUACAUGUACACGAUGCACCUCUCUCUAAAAUCCGCGGGAUCCGCCCGCUCGCGCCACACCACCAAGAACAACAAGCUGGUGUGGAAGGGCUUCUGGAGCUACAACGUGCUCACCAACGACUGGGCCGAGUUCCACCUGAGGAACGACAAGCCGUUCUACUUCUCCCGCGUCAAGGGUUACGGGCUGGGUUAUUGA
Fonsecaea pedrosoi CBS 271.37 is the source of this 1746-nucleotide messenger RNA. RefSeq lists its product as uncharacterized. Gene Ontology annotation, molecular function: protein binding. Lineage: Eukaryota; Fungi; Ascomycota; Eurotiomycetes; Chaetothyriales; Herpotrichiellaceae. The record is from RefSeq and is a predicted model, not a curated record. The transcript has a single exon. Gene Ontology annotation, biological process: SCF-dependent proteasomal ubiquitin-dependent protein catabolic process. Gene Ontology annotation, cellular component: SCF ubiquitin ligase complex. The coding region runs from base 1 to 1746 and encodes 581 amino acids.